AAUGAAGAAGAAAUAGAAGAAGAGGAAAAAGAGAAAGAAGAAACACGAGAACUAAGGAUAAUCGGUUCCAAUAACACUAAAAGUUUAAUGAAACAAAAAGAUGGGAAAUAGCGGAAUAAUUUUGAAAUAUUAAUGAACAUUACCGAACACUAAUGGAAUAAUAAGGAAAACAGUAAAGUAAAUAGAUAUAAUUGCACAAAAACGAGUGGAAAUGGUGAAGAAAAAGUGUAAAAUUGUCAUUUGUAGUGUAAUUAUGUAAUAAAGAUAAAGAACGUCCAAUUCGAUAGGCUCGGUUACAGUGAAUAGUUUCGAGUGUGACAGGAUGUCAAUCUUUCGAAAUGAAUAGAUUUCUUUAAACUGUAUUUUUUUUUCUUUACGCGCACCAAGUCUGGGAACACGCGAAUAUUCACGCUAAAAUAGAGACAUUAGCAAACUUUUCCACAAAGGGACCAUUAAAUAAAAAAAAAUCCGAAACAAUGAAGACCAUUUGAAAACUGAUGAAUCUCCGUUAUCUCUGAAUAUGAUAAAAAUCUAAACGAGCCUCAAUUGCUAAUUAAUAUUAACGUUAAUUAAUAGCCAUUAAGGACAGUUUUCUAAUUAGUCGAUCUAAUUACCUAAAUAUUAUUAUAAAAUAUCAGAGAAAUAACACGAAAUUCAAUUUGCAUGUGUAAAGUAAUUUACAAUGUAUAGAGGAAAAAGAAAGCGUGAAGGUCGUGGUAAAUAAAAAAACAUUAGAAUGUAAAGUGAUUUUUUAUUUUUGUGAAAAAUAUGGAAAGUCUCGCGGUAGUAAUAAUAGUAAUAAAAAAAGAUUAUAAACUUUCAGUUGAACAAUGAGGAAAUAAUCGCGUGAAAAUCAGACCGUAGAAUAUUUAGCGAUUCGUUUGGAAUCGUAAGGAAAAUAGAAUUGUGAUACUAAUUUUACAUAAGAGCUUGUCGAUCGUGUGAUUAAGUUUUCCAACUUUCCGAAAGUUCAAUGCACGUGUGCUGGAGUUUCCUCUUCUUAAAAACAAAUAUUUUUUUCUCCCCCUUCUACAUAAAUUCACUUAACCCUAUUCUACGCUCCAGGAAGUGCGCACCGGUCAGGCCACAAAACGCUACUUUCGAGACUCACAUGUGACCUAUGUGGAGAGCACGGGUCACGUGAUACAGUGGAACGGUGUAAUUUUACAAGAAUGUUGUAUAGCCGUUCACGUUGUGCUUUGACAAGAAACUCGAAGAUGAUGUUGAUGAUGAACCGUUAAUUUCGUGAGUGUUUACGAUUGAUCCAGUGGUGAAAAUAGGAAUAAAAAGAAAAAAGUUACCGGGUGAGGAUAAAAUGGGAAAUUCAAGAUCACAGCCGAGUAGAAGGAGCAAAUCGCAGAGUUUACUCCACUUUAUUCAGCGCACGUGGAGUGCAGUGAUCGAUUCACAGGGGAGAAAGGAUCAAUAUGGGAACAGCGAUCGAGACACUGAUUUAUCAUCAAGAUGCAGUGGAUGCAAGGAAUGUGGAUAUCAUCAAGACAGCUUUAUUUUCGACAGCGAGUCGGACAUGGCUCCAAAUGCCGAGGAGGAGCUGCUUGUCGUCAAACCCAGAGGCCUGCAAUCGGAGAAGGAGCGUUUGCGGCCUCCUACCUACAAUGCUGAAGAUUAUGCCAUAGCGUUGAGGAGGUGGGGGAGACGUCCUCUGGGAUCGACUCAGGAUUCUCAUGGAACUUUGCCCUCAACGACAAGCUCCAGUUCCGGUUAUGCAUCCGGAAGUGGUGAAAUGACUCUGAGGCAAUUUACUUCCGUCAGUGAGCUUCUCAACAAACUCAGGGCCGAUCUCAGACUUGCAUUUCCAAGUUUUGUGCAGGAAUUCGCAUCACCUCCAGCCGAAGGAAUCACUUUACUGCUCGAGACCCUGAGAGGUGUUCAGUUGGCGCAAGCAUCACCACCUUCGGGCCAAUCUGGACCACGAGUCGGCACAAGAAGAGCCGCUUUAGAUGAGUUGGGAUGUGUCGAGUGUUUGGCAGCCUGUGGCGAGAGAUGCGCCGAUGCUCCCCGACUCUUAGCUCAAGCACAACCGGGUUUAUUGGCUCUGGCCGUCUGUCUAACCAGCAGUCUAAACCGGUCCCGAGUUUUGGCACUGCAGCUGUUAACGAAAGUCUGUCAGUCUCCCGGAGGGCAUGCAGCAGUUUCCGAGGCAGUUUCCACUCUGAGGUUGAGAUAUGCUGAAGGAGGAAGAUUUAGGUUCCUCGCUGGAGCUUUAUUGGCACCGAGAGCUGCGAUGGCUUUAAGAGUCGCUGGAAUUUCAUUCUUGAAUGCCUUUCUCAAAUCUGCUCCGCGAACACAAACCAGGCUAUAUAUUCAGACAGAAGCAUGCGAAGCAGGUUUGGAGCCUCAAGUACUACAAGAAUGGCUAAAGGAAAUUGAUGGUCACGAGGAAGAUGCGUUGGCUGAUAUUUUACACAAAGAAAUUCAAAAGUGGAGCCAAAAUUGCGUGGACGUUGAGGCAUUGCAGAGACGCGUUACACGCUCCGAGGAGACUUGUCGAAUUCUCAGUAAAAAAAUCACAAUACUCCAGGGACAAUUGCAAAAAUUACAACUCGAAAAAAUGAACAAUUAUAAUAAUAGUCAAGAGAGAUCGAAAAUUAUCGACAAGACAAAUAAUCAAAAGCACUCGUCGAACGCCGAAGACGAGGGUAUAAGUUCCUCGGAAAGAUCCAGCAGUCCCGAAGAACUAAAACAUCGUCAAAACGAAAUUGUACCCGACAACGAUCAAGAGACGACAAUAGACGACGUUAUCGAGGAAUUGAGAAUAAUCGUCAAAGACGCCGAGGAAGAAUUCGAAGACCAAAAUCAAACCAACUUAAAAAAAGUCAAUGCUCACAAUUCACUGAAAAAUGACGAGAAAAAAUCAACUUCGAUCGAAAUAAAAAAUUCCCCCCAAAAAAAUCAAGUCACUUAUUUUGGUUCCGAUAAAUCGGAGAGAAUAUCAAGAAAAACGAGUUCUCAAGAUUCGGGACAUAUUUCAAAAUCAUCAACAGAAAGAGGUGUGAAAAUUGUCGUCAGAGGACCCGAUGUUGAGGAAGCAAUUGUCCCGGCGAUAUUACAUCCACAACCACCGAGAAGAACCACUUCGUGUCUAUCAGUUAUGUUGGCAGUGAGAAAUUGCGAUUUAGUCGAUGAUCACGAGGUCUAUAAUUCUCACGAUGAAGAAAUUGAAGAAGAAACACUUGGCGAUGGUAGUGAUUCAUUGUUAAGUGCGUCUAGACUCAAGUAUAAUGAUGGAAAAAUUAAUUCGAAUAAUAAUUUCGAUGCGAGAGUCCCUGGGAAUACGGCAAUUGUCGAUCAGAUAAAGGUGAAUGAGAAUUUUGAAAUUUUACGUGAAACGAGAACAAAGAGUGCUUCGGAUAAAUCGAUAAUUAUUGGCAAUAAUCAUUUAGAAUCGAAAUCAAUUUCAAAGCAGAAUAAUAGUAAUAAUAGUCAACAGCAAAAUCAUCGACAUCGAAGCGAAGUGGAGAAGAAGAAAUUUUUGAGACGAGCGACGAGUCACGAUUUUUUGGAAUCGAAUAAUUCGAGUCCACAUUCGAGAAGAUCGGGAAGUAGAAUUGAGGGGAAAAUUCGAAAAUUUGAGAGUCUUAAUUCAUUCGACGAGAGGCAGAGUUUGCAGAAUUUUAGUAGGUUCACGGAUGGUAAUUUAAGUUCAUCGAACAAUCGACACGCAUCGCACGGAAAUUUGAAUAAUCUCAAAAUGCGUCGUUCAGAAUCAUUUCAUCACGUGUCACAUCCACGAAAGGAUCAUUGCUCCUCACAAGGUGGCAGUGACAGUGGACUCUUCUACAUCACCGAUUACGAUUUAGAACCUUAUACUCCAAAAAAAAUCACCGAAGUCGAAUCAAAAUCACCGAAUCUUCUCACAAAAUCCCUCGACAGGAUAGACGAGGGUCUCGAUUCAAUGGUCGACAUUGUCAUAACCGAACAGAAACAACAUUGGAACAUAUUAGGUCAACGUUUCUUCAAGGAUAAAUCAUCGAAAAAAGAAAAAUCCACCCAUCAUCACAAUAAUAUUGAAAUAAAAGAGAAGCAAAGGCAAAGAUUAAAUCCAAGAGAAUUGAAGAGCGAUGAGCUAAAUUACAGUGGCUAUUUCGGUGGCAAUAAACAAUUACGAAACGAUGAACUUUACGAGGAUCAAAGACAGUGGCAUCAUCACGACGAGGUGAAUGGAUCGAGGAAGUUGCAGCAUCGUUUGGAAUCACCAUCCGAUGACAAGUCAACGAUACCACAAUCAAGAACAGGUUCGAGGCAUGAUUCCUUCAGUUAUGAGAAAACAGGCAGCAAGUUCACUGGCAGGCCCAACGAGUCAGGCAUUUUUGCCGGAAGGCCAUAUGACGCUUUUGGUCUCGGGAAAAACCGGUUCAAUGCCGGGAAAUACUCCGGGAAUCAUUUGCCCAAGGAGAGUGUCGGUGGGGUGAGAAAUUCAACUUCCUCACUUGUCACCAAGCAUGGAAAAGUCACUGACAUCCUUUCGGGUUUAUAUUAAAAUUAUUUCCCAUACGUAAAAGGUUCGGUUCGAUUCUUAUUUUCAUCACCAUUCUCGAUAGAAAAAGGUACCUCAAUUUUAUUUUAUUUUUUUCUUCUUUUACUUUGAAUCUUUACAGAAAAUUUUUUCUUCUCUUAAUUUUUCACAUUUGAAAUU
Molecule: messenger RNA, 4657 nt
Organism: Leptopilina heterotoma
Lineage: Eukaryota; Metazoa; Arthropoda; Insecta; Hymenoptera; Figitidae
Gene: mwh
Exons: 8
Coding region: 1316-4501 (1061 amino acids)
Biological process (GO): cell migration; cortical actin cytoskeleton organization; regulation of cell shape
Cellular component (GO): cytosol
Molecular function (GO): actin filament binding; small GTPase binding
Source: RefSeq, a predicted model, not a curated record